CCAUGCAGCGCCAUGAAGAGCUGAAGCUUUUGUUGAAGAAGUGGGAAGCUGAGUUUUUAGAGCAGCAUCAGAGAAAGCCAAACAAGGUCGAUCUUGAUAAUGCUCCAGAGGAAACAAAAGCGCACUAUAAGGAGUAUCGAACCCUAAAGCAUGGGAGAGACAGCGAUGUGAUCAUGGCUACAGUAUCUUUGGAAAAGACUAUAUCAGAACAUGAUGAACAUUUCCAGGUGCCCAGCUCCUGGGGGAACCACUUGAAUCGUUCCUGUACAACCCCUAAGAGUACUCCAAAGUUGACCUUAAACGAACGUGACUCUCUGAAGGCCUCUGCCCAGUAUUUUGGGAUGAAGCUAAAAGCCAAGUUAGGAGGAUCUUUAAAGGAACGGCCACUUUCUAUGAGAAAGUCUUUUACACCAUGUACACAAUCUUCCAUAGAUCCUGGAGAAUGUGGAGCAAAGAAGCAAACUAAACCAAGCUUGCUGCUAAAUGCACCAAAAUCUACCAUAGAGCUUCCUCCAGACACCAACAUAGACCACGUUUCAGUCACACAAAGGCUGCUUAAUAAUAAUCAGAGUUUAUCUGCCACUCCUCAUAAUCAAAAUGCUAAGAAAUUUAAUCACCUUCAAACUAUGGUUGGGCAACGCUUGGCCUCCCUUAAUCCAGACUGGCUCCAGAGAUGUGCGCUCCAUAAGGAAGGGAAAGCGAGAACAGUGGAAGAACAGUUUGUCAUCAUGGGAGGAGCGGACAGGAAAUCAGAGCUGCAUGAAGUGAAGAGCAGCUCAACAACAGAGUUAAUAUCUUCAUAUAUGCAACAGGAACAAUCUGGUUCCUCCAAUAUAAAGACAGAACAAACAUCUUCUUCAGAGAGCACAAUAUCUCCCCUUCAGUGCCUGGUCCCAAGAAACAAGAGUGAAAAGAAUGGAGAGUCCAUGUGUAAGGAAAACUUAUGGUGUUUUCAAAAUGAGGACAACUCCCAACAUAGUUUAUUGCCCUGUGAGGACAAAGCUAUUGGACACGGGACAGUACCAGAACCCAGAGAGCGUAAAUUGGGAGUAAGAACAAGUAUUCCGGCCUCUGAGGAUGGCCCACAAAGUGGAGAAACACGCAUGAGCGAAAUUGAUGCUAUGACUGCAAAGAUUUGUGGUACUAACAGACAGAUGGUCAGCGAGAUCUCUAAAGUGGGAGACUUAUGUGAGGGUAAUAAGGCAGGCGAUGAGAGUUUGAGCCACAUUUGGGAGAAGAAGCAAGAGAUGCCCUCUUUAGAAUGUAGGAAAACCCACCAGGAGGUUAAGAAGGUGGAGCCUAGCAUCAAGGGAAAGAGGAAGAGAAAGAUGGCAACUGAGCUGGGCACUGGGGAAUUGAGCCCAGAUAACUGCAAGAAAAAGCGCAAAACAAAGCCAAUUUCAGAGACUAAAAAAACAUCCCUAUUGACCACGAUGGAUAAAAAAAAUAGAGCCCAUUCAAUGGAGCCAUGUGAAGAAGUCUUGUGUAAAACCACCUCCAAAAGAGACUUGAAAAUGGAAGUAUCUGAGAAUAUCUUGGGAGAUGUGGAGGAGGAGGACCAAAAAAGGAUGGUUCCAAUUGCAAGGAAGAACCGCGGACCAAACCAAGGAACCGCAGGGAACUUUGUCCGCAUCAAUCUGAAGAGAAAAUCCCAUGUGAAAGGUUAUGCGUUGAAUGGGAGCCGUCUGAGAAAGCAGAUGUGGAAACAGAAAUGGCAAAAGAAGGGCGAGCAGUUUGGAGGAGGAGGGCGCCACUUUAACCACAGUGAGGACACUUGUUUCCGCUGCGGAAAAAUGGGGCACUGGUCGUCACAAUGUCCCGGCACAGUUCUUCCGCAGGUUCUGCAGGACUCCGACUCUGAAGAAGCUGACGUUACAUUACCGACCCUGGAAGACGUCGCUAAAAGAACAAACACAUGUUAUACGCCAGAUGUGGCCCCCACAAAUGAUCCAGGUGCUGUAAUGUCUCUAGAUAUAAUAAGACCAGUGUAUGAGCCUCCUGUUCCACCACCUCCAAUGCAGCCAUUGUAUGGAUUGGGAGCAGAUGGGAAGGUACAAGCGACUCCUGCAGAGGUGUACAAUGCUCUUUCUGAGUUAGGUUUCAGCGAUUUCCGUCCAGGACAGGAAGAAGCUGUUAUGAGGAUUCUUUCAGGUCUCUCGUCGCUGGUCAUUUUAUCAACCGGAAUGGGGAAGUCUCUGUGUUACCAGCUGCCAGCUUAUAUGUAUGCCAAGAGGGCUCCUUGUAUCACCCUGGUUAUAUCGCCACUGGUUUCACUUAUGGAUGAUCAGGUGUCCGGUCUUCCCAGCAAGUUAAAGGCUGUCUGUAUUCACUCCAACAUGACGAGAAGUCAGCGUGAUGCUGCCAUUGAGAAGGUAAAGGAAGGACAGGUUCAUGUCCUCCUCCUCUCUCCAGAGGCACUGGUUGGAGGUGGUCAUUCUGGCUCCAGUUGUUUGCCCCCUGCUGACCAAUUACCCCCCGUGGCGUUUGCAUGUAUAGACGAAGCUCAUUGUGUCUCAGAAUGGUCACACAACUUCCGUCCUUGCUACUUGCGACUCUGCAAGGUACUUCGUGAGCGGCUUGGUGUCCAUUGUCUUCUGGGUCUCACUGCCACCGCGACUAGGACUACAGCACAUGAUGUGGCGCAUCAUCUGGGUGUGACUGAGGAUGGAGGAAUCCCUGUACGAAUUGCUGCAGUGCCCUCGAAUCUGCACUUGUCUGUGUCCAUGGAUCGAGAUAAAGACAAGGCCCUUGUCAAUCUGCUAAAGGGAGAGAGAUUUGGAUGCCUGGAUUCCGUCAUUGUUUACUGUACUCGGAGGGAGGAGACUACCCGUAUUUCGGCAUUACUAAGAACCUGUCUCCAGGGGGUGGUGCUGAGCAAAAACCAGUGUAUGGAAAUUGAAGAGGAAGAGAACACCGUGUCUAAGAGAAAGAAAGCACAAGCCAGGAAGAAGAUACGACGGCCUUUGAAAUGGGUGGCUGAUUCGUAUCAUGCUGGUAUGUCGGCUGCUGAGCGACGCCGGGUGCAGAAUAACUUCAUGAGUGGCCAGCUGCGUCUUGUGGUGGCUACAGUGGCCUUUGGGAUGGGACUGGACAAGUCUGAUGUCAGAGGAAUCAUCCACUACAAUAUGCCCAAGAAUUUUGAGAGUUAUGUACAGGAAAUUGGGCGUGCUGGCAGAGACGGCAAGGAGGCUCAGUGCCAUCUCUAUCUAGAUCCUGAGGCCCAAGAUCUAAAUGAACUCCGAAGACAUGUUUAUGGAGAUUCAGUGGAUUAUUUCACUAUCAAAAGACUGGUUCAGAGAGUGUUUCCCUCAUGCAAGUGCCGAGAGCUUCACAGGAAGAGGGAGUCAUUGACACUGGGUUGUGAGGUGGCAGAUAGCGAGAUGCUGGAUAUCCUGGAUAAUUGUGAAAAAAAUCAAGAGCGUGUGUGCAACAGGCAUGAAAGGGCAAUCCCUAUAGAGGACACUGUGCAGGCGUUAGAUGUCCGUGAGGAAGGGAUUGAGACACUGCUUUGCUACCUUGAGCUUCAUACCCACCAUUGGCUGGAGCUUCUUCAUCCCACACUGUCUGCCUGCCGUGUAACCUGCUACAGCGGGCCUCAGCAUCUGCGAAAUGUGGCCAAGAGCUGUCCCCCAGUGGCUGUGGCCCUUGCAAGGGAAAGACUGGCUGGUGUGGAUCACAGUCAUGCUAGCUCCGUUGAGUUUAAUGUUGUGGAACUGGCAGAUUCUAUGGGCUGGGAGAUCAUCCCUGUGAAGAGAGCGUUGCGUGAACUGCAAUGGAGGCGGCAAAUGCAAGAAGGAUUUCGGGGUACUGGGAAAAGUGGAGUACUGGUUGAGUUCAGUAAGCUCUCAUUUCAUUUUCAUUCCUAUGGCGAUCUCACUGACCAAGAAUUAGAGGAAAUAUGUGACUUCCUGUAUCAGAAAGUGUCAUCGAGAGAGAAAGUUGCGCUCUCUCAGCUUAAAUCUUGCUACAACACAUUCCGCAGUGUGGCAUACAGGACAAGCAGUGCAUGCGCAGAGCAAGUCAGUGCAGAGCGUAGCUCUCAGCUCAAGUCUCUGCUUCUGGAAUACUUUGAGAAAAAAGACCCCCUAGACAUGUUUGGAGGUGAUAAUAUCGAAGAGGAGGAGCUAAUUGAUUUAAAGUUGCAGGGUUGGAAAGACCAUGUUUGCUCUGAUGUCCGUCAUUUUCUAUCUAUUCGCCAUGAUGAGCGUUUUUCUGCUAGAGCAAUAGCACGCAUCUUCCACGGAAUAGGCAUCCCCUGCUAUCCUGCUCAGGUGUAUGGAAGAGAUCGACGGUUCUGGAGGAAAUAUAUCCAUCUCGAUUUCAACAAAAUCAUGCAGCUCGCCAAGGAGGAGAUUAUCCAUCAGAAAUUAUAAAACCAGACAUUGUGCAGAGAAUACAUCCACUAAAUGAGAUCUGGGAUGUUUGGGGAGGGGAUCAUGCAUCCACAAGAAAGGUCAUGUGACCUGGUGGGGUAGAGGCAGGUAACAUGGGGAGUGUAAAGAUGGGAGAUCAUGCAUUAACAAAAAGUUCCAUGGACAGGAAACUGUCCACAAAAAGAGACCCAUAAGACAUGGGUGGGGUGUAAGGGCAGGAGAGUCGCAUAACAUGGAGUAUCAUGGAGGGAGGGGGAAUAUUGGGGCGGGAGAGCUGUGUGACAUGGGGCAAGUGUCAAGGUUGGAGUGUCAGGAUGGAAGAACUGUGACACUGAGGAUAUUUAAGGGUAGAAGAGCUGGGUGACAUGGGGAGUGUCGCUGCGGGAGAGCUGGGUGACAUG
Pelobates fuscus (common spadefoot toad) is the source of this 4774-nucleotide messenger RNA. RefSeq names its product RecQ like helicase 4 (gene RECQL4). The record is from RefSeq and is a predicted model, not a curated record. Bases 3 to 4373 code for a protein of 1456 amino acids. NCBI's taxonomy places the organism in Eukaryota, Metazoa, Chordata, Amphibia, Anura, Pelobatidae. Gene Ontology annotation, biological process: telomere maintenance; double-strand break repair via homologous recombination; DNA replication. The transcript has 24 exons. Gene Ontology annotation, molecular function: zinc ion binding; 3'-5' DNA helicase activity; four-way junction helicase activity. Gene Ontology annotation, cellular component: nucleus; cytoplasm; chromosome.